UACAGGAUUCCGCUGGCUGUCUUUCGUGACGAUGGUGUCUCUGUCUUUUUAUAGAAGCACCAGUGUAACAAGAACAAGUUUUCUGACAAAGUGACGUAUGAGUAGUGAUAGUGGUAUAAUUUAUAACUUGUGUUUAACAAAGUGGACUUGAGAUGCAGAUGACUUUUUGUUAUUGUUUUAUCAAAUGUUCGUCAACUUCGGCUAGAGCUUUAUUUACUGUUGCAUUCGCAGUAAGAUUCUAUGGACAGCAGUAAUCUGAACAUCUGUAACUGAAUUUGAUUAUUAGAGUCAAAAGAAAUGGAUUCAUUUUAGCAAACGUUUAUAGAAUUUCAAGCUUAAGCGGACGUAAAUAUUUAAGUUCAAUUUGAUAUGAAUAACAAAGAAAUCUUAAGAUGAUAUCCCGCGUUAAAUGGUCAGUAUUUGUUUUGGCUGUUUUUUCUAUAUUUUGUGUCUUGCACUCUUAUAAUGACUUAAUCCAAACGGCAGUUAGGACUCGCGGUUCAGGAAAAAGAGCCGGUUCUCCUUUCACAGUGACUGGAAGCCCCUCUCUCGAUUCCCCAUUAGUGAUAGUAGUCUGCGAUCCAUCCGAGAAUGACACGUACACAUUCGAACAACAUCAAUCUCCUAAGGGUAACUCCACAAAUCCAUCAAAAUUAUUUGGUGGGCCAGUAUACGAAAACGAGGAAACUCUCGCAGAACUUCGGAAAUCCUGGACCAGACAGUCUCAGCAGACGCUCGCCAUGAUCAAAACCUUGCUGUACUUUAGCAAAUCUCCCAAGUGGCGGAUUAUUGUCAUUUCAGAUAGCAAAAGAACGUUUCAGAAGAUAGCUGACCUUACAGUUGCGUUUCCAGAUAUUGAGCGGCGAAGACUGAUAUUAGAACAUAAGUAUUUGUGGUUCCCUCCAGAGUAUCCAGAACUUAGAAACCACUGGAGGCCAUGUGCCUGGGCAAAACAAUUUUUGGCAGAAACGCUCCCAGAGGAAGAUGCAGUAAUAUACGUAGACAGUGACCUGCUAUUUUUGGGCCCAGGUGAAGAGCUUUGGUGGCUUUUAAAAUCGAUGGGACCCAAACAACUGAUCGCUUUGGCUCCAGAACCUUACUACAAAGUGGACACGAAAGCCUUUCACUACGCAGGUCGGGUAGGACUCAAUACAGGCGUUAUGGCGAUCAAUCUAACCCGGGCUAGGCAGCUUCCUGGAGGUGGCAUAGGCAGUGCCAUUUUGACCGAGGGACCCAUAGACCCCGAACCUCGGCACGAUCAAGAUGCGCUUAACCAUUUCUUAAAGGAUAAGCCACAUCUCCUGAUGGAGGUGACCUCGAGGUGGAACUUUUUACCCUCCUCUUGUAUGAAGACGGCGCCGCCUUGCCCCGAUUGUUACUCGGCUGGGAUUAUUGUGCUUCAUGGAGCAGACAUGAGCUUCUACAGACCGGUCGAUAUAAAGUUCAGUUUGAUGUACGCCACUCUCUUCGGUGCAGCCGUGGACGCCAACCCCCACUUACUUUACGCGAUGGUCUCUGCUCAGCUGGCCAUCGCGGACACCACCAAUCUGCCUUACCCUUGCAGCAACUACACUGACCUCAACGAAGCUCUGACUCUCAGACUGGCAGAGGAGGCUGCUGAAUCUCUUCGCAGGAAGACAGCUAAUAAAAUAACUUAGACGUACUUUUAGUUUAGGCCACUUUUAAAGUACCAUGUUCAGAUUAGAGGUUGAAUAGUAAAUCUUGAAAUUACCUGUUUUAUUAUCCCUGUCGAGUAUUCUCUAAACGUCCGCCUGAACGCUUCACGGAUCCACCUGCGAUAUGAGAACACUAAGGAAAGGUCCGAUUUGCGAUCAGAGAAAUGUUUUGAGAUAAUCAACAGCUAAGAUUUUGGGGUAUUAAGGACUAAAGACGUCUACUUUCAGCUUAUCAUAAAGAACUUACGUCUUCAUCUCCAAUGGCGAUUGUGAUACAACAUUCUCGGACACUGGUUAAAGACGGUAAAACAGUCAAUUUAGUGUUUGGAGACGCACGAAAGAGCUUUAUGUUGAAAGACUGAACCAAGGAACACCAUGACACAGCACACUGUGUCACGCAGGUUGUGAAAUAUUAUUUGUGUUUAUUUAUCUGCUCUUAUUUGAAUAAAUGUUCAGAAUUCCUUCUUAAUUCACUGAUCAUGAUUGCAUAUGCCUGAAGAGAUCGCAAAUAUUGAUUACGUGCCUUCCGAAUCUAAUGUCUUUUAACAAUAUCAAACAACAUAGUCACCAUUCUCCCCAGUGUUAGUAUAGAGUUAUAGGCACCCUUCAGUCAUUGCUGGAAAAUUUAUGCAUGAUGCUCUUCAUUAUUUUUGCUGUACUAACUCCUGUGACCAACAUCAUUAUUAUUAUUAUUGUCAUGACACACUGUUUACACCAUAUUAUGCUUUGACUUUCCCCCAAUAUUUCUGUUCUGUUCAUAGUUGAUAUGUUUUGUCAUAUGUAUUAGAUAAUAACUGGAAUGCUUAUAUGAAGUAUCACUAGUAACCCGUACGGGGACAAACUAUAUGUACGUAUACUACAUACCUAGUACUCGGUACCAUCUUCCCCUUACGUGUGAUGAUUGCUUGUCGGGAGUUUUCACGUAUUUGUGACAAUUAUUGAGGUUUUUGCGGAUUUAGUGCGUUACUGCCAUGGUGAUAUGUACUGUAACACAGAAAGGGACAAUGUUUAACUUGAAAAGGUGAGCUCAGUGUAUACAAAACGAAGGAAUGGGCCUUCAAUGUGGAAGUUUUCAUGUACAAGAUGAUCGGGUGCAGAAGUGGUGCCUUCAUUUUACGAUCCGCCACACCAAGUGUGAAAAAAAAUCCACACUGUUU
Messenger RNA from Macrobrachium nipponense, 2833 nucleotides. Its product is annotated as glucoside xylosyltransferase 1-like. Gene Ontology annotation, biological process: protein O-linked glycosylation via N-acetylgalactosamine. Lineage: Eukaryota; Metazoa; Arthropoda; Malacostraca; Decapoda; Palaemonidae. Bases 393 to 1658 code for a protein of 421 amino acids. The record is from RefSeq and is a predicted model, not a curated record. Gene Ontology annotation, molecular function: UDP-xylosyltransferase activity. The transcript is spliced from 3 exons.